This is a messenger RNA of Plodia interpunctella (Indianmeal moth), 565 nucleotides long. RefSeq lists its product as uncharacterized. Bases 47 to 508 code for a protein of 153 amino acids. The record is from RefSeq and is a predicted model, not a curated record. NCBI's taxonomy places the organism in Eukaryota, Metazoa, Arthropoda, Insecta, Lepidoptera, Pyralidae. The transcript is spliced from 2 exons.
AAAAAUAGUUCAGUAGUGAUGAUUCACUCGAUCGUGUUGGUUGAAGAUGUCUUACCUUGGACUAUUUCUGGUGUUACAGUGCCUGCUGUUGCAGGAUGUCUUCGGCUUCCCCCUGCAAGGCUACCCCAACAACCUCGGUAACCUCGGCUUAAACCAAGGUUUAAAUUUAAACUUUGGCAAUAACCUCGGCUUACCUGAAUACAUCGGUAACGUAAACUCUCAACAAGCUUUGCUGUCCGGCAGUGUAGCCCAAACUGUAGCACCAAGUUACCACCCAGGAUGGCAAUUGUCUGCUGCUAAGGCACCAUUGGUUACAGAAAUUGUUCCAAAUCUUCAAUUUGGAGAUAUAUCCCUUGAUGGUGAUCUCCCUGUGGGUGGAUCAAUCAAAAUCAGCGGUACAUUCCCUGUGUAUGGAUAUGUUGGAGUGGAUGGUGCAGUUCCGUCACAUGGCACGGCCUACGUAGACACCGGUAACGGUCUUAUUGACAUUUGCAAAUGCGGCUUGUAAAUUAUAUACCGCGUUGUGUUUUGUUUAUUAGUAUGAAUAAAUGUUUUCGUUGGGUUA